This is a messenger RNA of Aspergillus nidulans FGSC A4, 1296 nucleotides long. RefSeq names its product agmatinase. The transcript is spliced from 4 exons. Lineage: Eukaryota; Fungi; Ascomycota; Eurotiomycetes; Eurotiales; Aspergillaceae. The record is from RefSeq and is a predicted model, not a curated record. Gene Ontology annotation, molecular function: metal ion binding. Bases 21 to 1184 code for a protein of 387 amino acids.
AUCAAUCCCCGUCGUUGAAAAUGGACUUCCUCGCCGUAGGACUUGUCUCCAUCCUCUCCCCAGUCCUCGCAAGGGAAAUUACCUUUCCUCCCAUUGCUGCCAUCCAAUCAGACCAAUUCAUCCUCGGUCAGCAUGAGAAGAAUAUCGACAUCGUCAGCGGUAGCCAAUUUUCUGGCUUAACCACGUUCGCCCAUAUCCCCUAUGUUAACUGUUUCAUUGACAGCGAAGCCGAAUCAACACCGUAUGAUAUCGCCAUGCUUGGGGCACCAUUCGACACGGGAGUCACGGCUCGCCCGGGCGCAAGAUACGGACCCGGAGGUAUCCGACUCGGCUCGCGCCGCAUCCAAGGUUGGAACAUCUACACUGGGCAGAACGUCUUUGAGAGUUGGGCAAAGCUCGUGGAUUGUGGGGAUGCGCCGUUAACGUGGUUGGACAAUACGGUUGCAUUGAAGCAGCUUGAUCUUGCACAUAAGGUACUUUCAUUUUCACUUUCUGUCUUUUCCGGGAAUGCGAGGCUGAGGUUAUGGCAGGUCAUCUCUUCGCGUGCAACGAACAGUACGGAGAAUGGCCGCACACCGCGUAUUGUUACCCUGGGAGGGGACCAUACGACGACGUUGUCGGCAUUGAGGUCGACGUAUAAGCAUUUUGGGCCGGUGUCGGUGAUCCACUUUGAUAGUCAUAUUGGUAAGCUUCUUCUGAGUAUGGAGCAUCCGUUGCUGAUUGUGGUAGAUACGUGGGAACCUGAGGGACUCAUCCGCGACAACUCCAUUCACGUCGGAAUUCGCGGCCCCGUCAUCCGUCCUAAAGGCGACAUCAGAAACGAUAUCCGCUGCGGCUUCUCGAUUAUCAAAGCCCGGGAUCUAGAUCGUCUCGGUGUAGCCGGUGUAGUGGAGGAGAUCAAGACCCGCGUUGGUAACAGCAAGGUCUACAUCUCGGUGGACAUUGAUGUUUUGGAUCCUGCUUUUGCACCAGCGGUAGCGACCGGAACCGCAGAGCCCGGCGGAUUCACGACCCGCGAGCUCCUCUCUAUCCUCGACGCUCUGCGCGGCCUGCCGGUCGUUGGCGGAGACGUGGUCGAGGUAGCGCCAAUCUAUGACACCAUGGCGGAAACGACCACGCUAGCUGCGGCGGAGGUCGCGCAUUCUCUGCUUGGGCUGAUGAUUGACACUCCAGUUGUUGAUUAGACCAUUCGAACAAGAAGUGUGCAUGGUAUGUACGUAUGUAGUUCGCAAGUAUGAGGACCCAAAUAUGUAGCUAGGCUCUACUAAAAUUAUGAAGGCAGCUUGAUUGGUGUUG